CUCAAAGGAGAGGGAAGCAAAUCAGUUCACAGCCGAGCCGGGCCGUGGCGGCGUACAUCGCAUUGCCCGACGCGUGCUGGCUUGCCGGCCAUCGUCCGCCGCAAGCGCACGGCGCAAAGGGCUGCCACCGUCAGGCUAGACAGCUUGAAACUUGGGGCAGCCCGUUCAUAGCAGCAGACGCUUGCCGCACGCGCGGAUAAAUCAAGGAGCGGGCCGCGCACACCCGGCGCAGAACGAGCGCAACGAUGCUGCGGCUCGUCGUCCUCGCCGCCUGCGCGGCGGCCGUGCGCGCCGCGUGCGACGCCGACGACAUCAAGGUGAAGAAGCCAGACCUCGGCGACAUUAUCUACGUGCGAGACGGCCCCGCGGACGACCCCGGCCCGGUCACCGUCAAGUGGGAGGUCACGAACGACGAUUGUGACUUCGCCACGGUCCAGCUCCAGCUCUGCCCGGGCACGGGCGACGACGACGACUGCGGCGACUUCAUCCUCGACCCGACGGACCAGACGGGGGGCAUCAACUACUUCUUCACGUGCAACGACGAGCAGUCCGAGGACGGCGAGUCCUGGGAGUGCGUCGGCAAGGCCGAGAUCGUCAUCGAGGACCUGUUGGACUGCGGGAGCCCGCCCUGCACGGGCCUGCACAAGUUCAAGGUCUGCUCGAUGGAGUCGGAGCCGGUCUGCGCCGACUCCGACGUCUUCACGUUACAAUUGCCGGGCGGCACGUGGUUUCCGAGCGCGUCGCCGACGCUUUCACCGACCUUGUCUCCAUAUCCUACGCCGGUGCCGUCGAUUUCCCCACGGCCGUCGCCGGAGCCGUCGCUCGUGCCCACGGCGGUCCCGUCGUCGAUGCCGUCGCCGCAGCCGUCGGUCUCGCCGCACCCGACGCCGGUGCCGUCGUCGCUACCGACGAGCGCGCCGACGCCCGAGCCGUCGCCCGCGCCGUCGCCGGCGCCGACGUCGGCCCCGACCUCGCGGCCGUCCCCCAUGCCGACGCCGCUGCCGUCGCCCGUGCCCACGGCGGCGCCGUCGCCCUCGCCGACGACGGCCGCGCCCUCGCCCGGGCCCACGUUCAUUCCGACGCCCAUGCCCUCGACGGCCCAGCCCUCUCCCUGGCCGACGCCCUACCCAUCGCCGGCGCCGACGCCCUGGCCCUCGCCGGCGCCCUCGCCCCUGCCGUCGCCCAUUCCCACGCCGAUGCCGACGACGGCGGCGCCCUCGCCCGUGCCCUCGCCGUACCCGACGCCGGAGCCGACGCCGUACCCGUCUGUGUGGAAAUCAACCAAUGCGUCGGGUGCACAAUUCUUCACGAAGUCAUUUCUCGGCGAUGACGCUGCCGUGCUGGCUCCGUCGAGCGGUGAGGAACCUGCAUCGCCACGCCAUCGAGCAGGCGUCGCGUCGAUGGCGUGGAGGUCGACGCGAAGAUUCAGCACGGACGUGUCGUAACAUUUUGAUUUCCACACAGGUACCCGUCGCCGGCGCCCUCGCCCCUGCCGUCGCCCAUUCCCACGCCGAUGCCGACGACGGCGGCGCCCUCGCCCGUGCCCUCGCCGUACCCGACGCCGGAGCCGACGCCGUACCCGUCUGUGUGGAAAUCAACCAAUCACGCCAUCGAGCAGGCGUCGCGUCGAUGACGUGGAGGUCGACGCGAAGAUUCAGCACGGACGUGUCGUAACAUUUUGAUUUCCGCACAGGUACCCGUCGCCGGCGCCCUCGCCCCUGCCGUCGCCCAUUCCCACGCCGGUGCCGACGACGGCCGUGCCCUCGCCCGUGCCCUCGCCGUACCCGACGCCGGAGCCGACGCCGGCGCCGACGCAAGCCCCGUCGCCCGCGCCCUCGGAGCUGCCGACGCCGGUGCCGACGACGGCCGUGCCCUCGCCGGGGCCCUCUCCUCUACCGACGCCCGUGCCCACGACCGCCGUGCCCUCGCCGGCGCCCUCGGAGAUGCCGACGCCCGGGCCGACGCGGAUGCCGUCGCCCGAGCCCUCCGGGGUGCCGACGUCGAAGCCGUCGGGCAUCCCGACGCCCGGCCCGACGCCCCGCCCGACGCCGAAACCGUCCCCGAGCCCGACGAUGGUGCCGGCGCCCGAGCCCACGAAGCCGCCGUCGGGCACGCCGACGUCGAUGCCGACGGUCACGCCCGGCAGCCCGUCGCGGGCCCCCAUCUUCCGGCCCACGCCCGUGCCGACGACGCCGCCCUCGCCGGUCCCGACGCCGAAGCCCACGCCGGCGCCCUCGUUCGGGCCCACGCCGGAGCCGACGACGGCGGUCCCGUCGCCGGUGCCGACGACGGCCGUGCCCUCGCCGGGGCCGACGCCCGGCCCGACGCUGAUGCCGGUGCCGGCCCCAUCCUUACCCCCGACGCCUGCGCCGACCACGGCCGUGCCGACGUCGACGCCGACAUUUCACCCGACGACUGCGGCGCCGACGCCCGUGCCGACGACCGCGGUGCCGUCUUUCGAGCCGACGCAGCUGCCGUCUAUGAUCCCGACCCCCGCGCCGACCACGGCCAUUCCGACGUGGACGCCGCAGCCGUCGCUGAGUCCGCAGCCGACGACGGCUGUGCCCUCACCGGCGCCCUCUUUCGAGCCGACGUCGCUGCCGUCCACACCGCCGUCGCCGAUGCCUACCACGGCCGUGCCGACGUGGUCGCCGGCGCCGUCGGUGAGUCCCGUGCCCACGACCGCCGUGCCCUCGCCGCGGCCGUCGUUCGAACCGACGUCCGCGCCGACGAGCCAACCGACGGGCCUGCCGACGCCGCGGCCGUCGACCGCCGUGCCGUCUGCGGUGCCGACGACCGUGCCGUCGCCCGUGCCGACGGCCCUGCCGUACCGCGUCGAGGGCGACCUCACGUUCGGGGGCAUCACAGUGGAGGCCGCGCAAGCCGCCGAGCAGGUGUUCAUUCACAUCGUGGCCGCGAUGACGAACACCUCGGUCUUGGUUUAUGACGAAGGCCUUGAGAAUGAGCGACCGCGGUCGCCCACGGUCGACAUCCGGGCCGCGCCUGCGGUGCGGCGUUUAUUGAGGCGCCGCCUCGAGGCGGGCGACGUCCUGGUCGAGUACAUGGUCGAGGUCGCGUCGGAGGACGAGGCGGAUGAUGUGGUCGCACUCAUCAAGGACCCGGGGGCGACCGCCAAACUCGAAGCGCUGGUGGCAAACCCGCCCGCUGUGGAGGGGGUGGACGACACUGCGGUCAAGGCAAUUACGACCUCUACGGUCGGCACCAACGUCACCGCCCUCGUGGAUCCGGCCUGGAGGCGCGCCGACCGCGCCGAGGUCCCCGAGGACCUCGUCGCGCCCGCGGCGGGGAAGCGCGACAAGGUCGGCGGGUCGUCGGCGGGCCUCGUCUUCGUGCUCUGCUUCGUCCUCGUCCUCCUCUCGGUCUGCCUCUACUUCGCGUGGCCCAAGAUCUGCCGCGAGGACGAGGAGGAGAUUUGUGAAGAGGCGAACGGCGAGGAGCUCAAACUGAAACACGCGCUCCAGGACGCCGACGACGAGAUCCUCGAGGCGGGCGAGUCGCACGCGCUCCACGCGAAGCUCGAGAAGAAACCUGUCAAGAAGAAGCCGCCCAAGACGGUCAAGACGCGCGUGCCGCCGGGGACGGCGCCCGGCACGACGCUCGAGGCGACGCUGUCGGACGGGCGCAAGGCCCACAUCGCCGUGCCGCUCGACGCCAAGGCCGGCGACGCGUUGACAGUGGAGGUGCCCGAGCCCGAGGAAGUACAGCCGGAGCCGCCUUUACCGUGCCUCGUGACGCCGGAGCCGCCGCCGCCGGACGUAGACCACGUGGCGGUCGAGAUCCCGGCGGGCGCCGAACCGGGGUCCGUCGUCGAGGUGGCGCAUGCUGACGGGCGGACGGUCGACGUCGUCGUGCCCGACGACGCGCGGCCGGGCGAGACGCUCUUCGUGCCCGUCGACAAGAAGGCGCCGCCUCCACAAAUCGCGGAGAAGGCCGACGAGAAGGAGCAGGCCGCCGAGGUGGACAAGAUGCUCGACGAAGGCCAGGACGAGGAUAUAGAGCACCGCGAGCUCACGGUGCCGGCUGGCGCCAGGGGCGGGGACCGGGUGCAGGUGGCGCAUCCCGACGGCGGCGCGAUGGACGUGGUCCUGCCGCACGACGCGACGCCCGGCGAGACGCUGCUCGUGCCCGUGCCGGCCGCGGCCGCGCCGCCGCCGGCGCCGGCCCCGUCACUCGCUGCUCUCGACGAGGACGACGCCGCCGUCAACGAAGCUCUACUCGCGGCCAAGGUCCAGGCGCGGCCCUCGUCGCCGACGCCGGCCCUGCAGGUCGACGCGACCGUGCCGGCGUCGCCGCCGCGCCCGACCGCUCCAGAAAAACGGACGCCGCCGCCGUCGCCGUCGGUCGCCGAGCGCGCCGCAGCUUUACAAGCCAACAGCGCCUACCCGGGCGGGGCGUCGCUGCCGCCGUCGCCCUACCCCGAGACCAAGAGCGCCGCGGAGCCCAAGGGCGCGCCGGAGGAGAAGAGCACGGCGCCGCCGGCGCCGGCCGGCGCGCCGGAGAGCAAGUCCGUCGCGCCCGCGGCCGCAUCAUCAAAGGCCGCUCCCGUGGCGAAGGCCGCGCCAGCGAAAUCGGCCGCCAAGGCGACGCCCAAGCCCAAGCCCAAGGCCGUCUCGGCGCUCAAGCAGGGCGUCAAGGGCGCGUCGUCGCCCGCGCUCCAGGAGCGGCUGAGCAAGCUCAAGGCGGCGGGCACGCCCGCGGCCGCCCCCGCGGCCAAGAAGACGAGCCUCCAGACGAAGCUCUCGGCGCUCGGUGCGGCCGGUGCGUCGAGCGCCGGCGCGGCGGCGGCGAGCAAGGCCGCCGCGCCGAAAGCCAAACCGAAAGCCAAACCGGCGAGCAAAGCGCCUGCGGCCGCGCCGGAGCGCAAGACCACGGCCCCGGCCGGCGCGCCGGAGAGCAAGGCCACCGCGCCCGCGGCGAAGGCGAAGGCGACGCCCGCCCCCAAGCCCAAGGCCGUCUCGGCGCUCAAGCAGGGCGGCGCCGCGGGGGCGUCGUCGUCGCCCGCGCUCCAGGAGCGGCUACAGAAGCUCAAAAAGGCCGGCGCCCCCGCGGCGGAAGGCGAGGCCCCGGCCAAGAAGGCGCCGGAUCCGCUCCAGGAGCGGCUCAAGAAGCUCGAGGCGACCGGCGCCAAGGGCAAGGGGCUCAGAAAGACAGCGCCGCCGGCGAAGGCCGCCGCGCCGGCGCCCGCGGCCGCCCCCGACCUCGAGCAUCCCGAUUGGCUCAAAAAGCUCGGCUCCGAAGGCGAGCUUUUUCAUCAAACA
This is a messenger RNA of Pelagomonas calceolata, 5279 nucleotides long. Lineage: Eukaryota; Pelagophyceae; Pelagomonadales; Pelagomonadaceae. The record is from the annotation of a GenBank genome assembly.